Messenger RNA from Benincasa hispida (wax gourd), 2695 nucleotides. Its product is annotated as pentatricopeptide repeat-containing protein At1g25360-like. The record is from RefSeq and is a predicted model, not a curated record. Gene Ontology annotation, biological process: RNA modification. Lineage: Eukaryota; Viridiplantae; Streptophyta; Magnoliopsida; Cucurbitales; Cucurbitaceae. Gene Ontology annotation, molecular function: zinc ion binding; RNA binding; protein binding.
UCCAAUAGGCCAUUUUCCCCAAUUAUGGAGGAUCUCAAGCAUCUUCUUGUUUGAUGUUAGUUCUCCAUGCUUCAUCGCCACGCCAAUGCUGCUUUAUCUAAUUUUUACUUCUAGUUUACUCUGUAAGUUGAAACAAUGCUUCUAACUCCCUUUACACGCCAUGAGAAAUGCAUUGGACGUCCGUGUUUUGGCGAACCGGUACGCCGCACAAUUGCAACUCUGUUGCCCACAAAAUCCUUCUUCAUAUUCACUUGCUCGGACUGUUCAUGCCCACAUGAUUGCUUCGGGAUUCAAGCCUCGUGGGCACCUUGUCAAUCGUCUUCUUGAUAUAUAUUGGAAAUCGUCGGAUUUUGUUUGUGCCCGCCAACUGUUCGACGAAAUUCCCCACCCAGAUGCUGUAGCGAGAACUACAUUGAUUUCGGCGUACUCUGCGUUGGGGAAUUUGAAUAUGGCUCGAGAUAUAUUCAAUGGAACUCCAUUGAAUAUGAGGGACACUAUUUUCUACAAUGCAAUGAUUACAGCGUAUUCGCACAAGGAUGAUGGCCAUUCUGCUAUUGAAUUGUUUCAUGCUAUGAGACGGGCCAAUUUUCAGCCUGAUGACUUUACAUUUACAAGCGUGCUCAGUGCUUUAGCGUUGAUUGUUGAUGAUGAGCACCAGUGUGGGCAAAUGCAUGGUGCAGUGGUGAAAUUUGGAAUUGGGCUUGUUUCUUCAGUGUUGAAUGCUCUUCUAUCUGUUUAUGUUAAGUGUGCUUCUUCACCAUUGGUGUCAUCGUCGUCAUUGAUGGCAUCAGCUAGGAAACUGUUUGAUGAAAUGCCAGAGAGGGAUGAGUUGACAUGGACGACUUUGAUUACUGGGUACGUGCGGAAUGAUGAUCUGACUGGGGCACGUGAACUUCUUGACACAAUGACUGAACAUUUAAGUGUAGCAUGGAAUGCCAUGAUCUCUGGAUAUGUACAUCAUGGUCUUUUUGAGGAUGCCUUGACAUUGUUUAGGAAAAUGCGUUUGCUUGGUGUCCAGCACGAUGAGUUCACCUACACUAGCGUGAUCAGUGCUUGUGCCAAUGGUGGUUUUUUUCAACUGGGAAAAGAGGUGCAUGCUUACAUUUUGAAAAAUGAAUUGAACCCAAAUCAUGAUUUUUUAUUGUCUGUGAGUAAUGCAUUGAUUACUUUGUACUGGAAAUAUGGUAAGGUUGAUGGGGCACGGAAGAUUUUUUAUGAGAUGCCAGUUAAAGAUAUUGUUUCAUGGAAUGCAAUCUUAUCGGGGUAUGUAAAUGCAGGGCGUAUGGAGGAUGCAAAAUCUUUCUUUGCACAAAUGCCAGAGAAAUGCCUUCUUACAUGGACUGUGAUAAUUUCAGGAUUAGCACAAAAUGGAUUUGGAGAAGAGAGUUUGAAGCUGUUUAACCAAAUGAGGUUAGAUGGCUAUGAACCCUGUGAUUAUGCAUUUGCAGGUGCCAUCACAGCUUGUUCUGUGCUUGGAGCAUUGGAGAAUGGUCGUCAACUCCAUGCUCAGAUUGUUCAUCUCGGCCAUAAUUCAAGCCUCUCAGUUGGCAAUGCAAUGAUCUCAAUGUAUGCAAGAUGUGGAGUGGUUGAAGCUGCCAGAACUGUGUUUCUAACCAUGCCUUUUGUGGACUCCGUUUCAUGGAAUGCGAUGAUUGCAGCACUGGGACAACAUGGGCAUGGCGUAAAAGCAAUAGAACUUUAUGAACAAAUGUUGAAAGAGGGUAUACUCCCUGAUAGAAUAACGUUUCUUACAGUUCUCUCCGCGUGUAGUCAUGCAGGUCUGGUUGAAGAAGGACGCCGCUACUUUAAUUCAAUGCUUGAAAAUUAUGGUAUUACCCCGGGUGAGGAUCAUUACGCUCGGAUGAUCGAUUUGUUUUGUCGAGCAGGGAAGUUUUCAGAUGCAAAGAAUGUCAUCGAUUCCAUGCCUUGUGAAGCUGGGGCACCAAUGUGGGAGGCUCUUCUUGCUGGUUGCCGGAUUCAUGGAAACAUGGAGUUAGGAGUAGAAGCUGCUGAAAAGCUUUUCGAGCUAUUACCACAACACGAUGGAACCUAUAUACUUUUAUCAAACAUGUACGCCAAUGUUGGGCGAUGGAACGAUGUCGCUAGGACGCGAAAACUAAUGAGGGAUCGAGGGAUUAAAAAGGAGCCUGCUUGUAGUUGGACUGAGGUCGAGAACAAAGUUCAUGUGUUCUUAGCGGAUGAUACAGUGCACCCUGAGGUGUUAUCUGUGUACAAAUAUCUAGAGAAGUUGAACCUUGAAAUGAAGAAAUUAGGAUAUAUUCCAGACACAAAGUAUGUGUUACAUGAUAUGGAAUCUGAACACAAAGAAUAUGCCUUAUCUACUCACAGUGAGAAGCUUGCAGUUGGGUUUGGGCUAAUGAAGCUACCUCAAGGGGCCACUGUAAGGGUUUUCAAGAACCUUAGGAUAUGUGGGGAUUGUCACAAUGCAUUCAAGUUUAUGUCUAGAGUGGUGAGGAGGGAGAUAGUAGUAAGAGAUGGAAAGAGGUUUCAUCAUUUCAAAAAUGGCGAAUGUUCGUGCGGUAAUUAUUGGUAAUAUUAUUACACUCUGUUCUUAGUGGUGAUGAUGGGGGUGUUUCUCAAAUUAAGAGUGAUGUUUGGGACUUUUUUUUUAAUUAUUAUUAUUAUUAUUAUUAUUAUUAUUAUUAUUAUAUCAAAUAACUUUAGUGUCUCUAAA